UCUACCUCUCGUGCUCGCAAUAGUUAGCCGACGGUUUUUGGUUCGGUAAAGUACUCUUCCGGCAAAGCAGCACAGAAAGCCGGCCCGGAGUAUUGGAGCCAUGGGAUUCGCGGCCAACCAGGUAGUUCCGAUUGCGAUCGGCGUAGUGGUGGUGGUGGUCGGUGCGGCCAUCGCCAACUAUCUGCUGAACAACAAGAAGGACAAAUCGUCGCGCACUUCCCCAAAGAGCACCGGAGGGGGCAGCUCGAAGGAACCGAAAACGCUGCUCGAUCCGCAGGAGAAGUACAUGCUGCCUCUAGUGGAGAAGGAAGAGAUUUCGCACGAUACGCGGCGUUUCCGGUUUGGGCUGCCGAGCGACAAACACAUCCUGGGGCUUCCGGUUGGCCAGCACAUUCACCUGUCGGCCACCAUUAACGAUGAGCUGGUGAUUCGAGCCUACACGCCCGUCUCGUGCGACGACGAUCACGGGUUCGUCGAUCUGGUGGUGAAGGUGUACAAAAAGAACGUACACCCCAAGUUCCCGGACGGUGGCAAGAUGUCCCAGCAUCUGGAGGCAUUGUCGCUCGGUGAUCGGAUUGCAUUCCGGGGUCCAUCGGGCCGGUUGCAGUACCUCGGCAAUGGGCGUUUCUCGAUCAAGAAACUGCGCAAAGAUCCGGCACAAAUCUACGAAGCCAACCAAGUUAGCCUGAUUGCGGGCGGAACCGGUAUCACGCCAAUGCUGCAACUUGUUCGCGAAAUAUUGAAACAUUCCGAUACGGACAAAACGAAGCUUUCGCUCAUCUUUGCCAAUCAGACGGAGGACGACAUCUUGCUAAAGCCUGAACUGGACGAUCUUGCGACGCGGUACCCGGAACAGUUCAAGCUCUGGUAUACACUCGACCGACCAAAACCAGAGUGGAACCAGGGCAAGGGUUUCGUGUCGGAUGAGAUGAUAAAGGCACAGCUCUUCCCUGCGACACCGUCCGCCCUGGUGCUGAUGUGUGGUCCACCACCCAUGGUCAACUACGCCUGCAUUCCCGCCCUUGAGAAGCUGGGCUAUCCGAUGGAGCGCACUUUUGCUUACUAAGCAUCCGGCCCGCACAAUCGAAGCAGUCGGGCACCGCACAAUCGAAGUAGUCGGUUUCAGUGUAACGAAGAGCAGCAGUGGAAGCAUAUACUUUGUAGAUGCUUUAAAAAACGGUUUGAUGGUUCUGUUUUUCUUAAUUUUUCCCAAAAUCUCGGUAUUCGUUUCGAAAUCGGAAAAGUGAAAGUUGAUGACAAAACUCUAAAACAUUACCCUAGAACCUUAAUAAAGCCUUAAUAUACUCCUCCACCGUUUAUACGACGAGAUAUUGAACCAAGUUCAGACGGAUUGCUUAAAAAUAUCAUCCUAUUCAUGUCCACAUCACCAAUCCAGUAGGUCAUUAGACGAUACAAUGUUGUUGUUUAGUUGAGGAAAUAGUGUAGAGUGGCUCAAUAAUCGUGGCAAUGUUCAGGAAUAGGCGCUUAAGAGAUAGCAUGGCUGAUGAUUUUGAUCUUUCAGUGUUCUGGGAAAUAAGUAGAGUUUAAAAACAACCUGUAGGAAGCUUA
Messenger RNA from Anopheles cruzii, 1569 nucleotides. Its product is annotated as NADH-cytochrome b5 reductase 2. The record is from RefSeq and is a predicted model, not a curated record. Gene Ontology annotation, cellular component: mitochondrion. Bases 101 to 1066 code for a protein of 321 amino acids. Lineage: Eukaryota; Metazoa; Arthropoda; Insecta; Diptera; Culicidae. The transcript has 4 exons. Gene Ontology annotation, molecular function: oxidoreductase activity; FAD binding.